Messenger RNA from Haliotis rubra (blacklip abalone), 1339 nucleotides. Its product is annotated as tyrosine kinase receptor Cad96Ca-like. Gene Ontology annotation, biological process: protein phosphorylation; multicellular organism development; positive regulation of kinase activity. The transcript has 9 exons. The record is from RefSeq and is a predicted model, not a curated record. Gene Ontology annotation, molecular function: ATP binding; transmembrane receptor protein tyrosine kinase activity. Gene Ontology annotation, cellular component: signaling receptor complex. The coding region runs from base 100 to 1134 and encodes 344 amino acids. Lineage: Eukaryota; Metazoa; Mollusca; Gastropoda; Lepetellida; Haliotidae.
GAAACAAAAGACUGUUGUCCAGAUUCAUCGUCGUCCACGUGGAAGCUGGUUGUUGGUAUUUCUGUCGGAAUAGCUGCUCUCCUGGGUCUUAUAGUCAUCAUGGUAUGUGUCGGCAGGCGACGAAACUGGCCACAGAAGGUACAAAAGGGUGUAUAUUCUUUCAAGAAAAAGCCUUUCGUCCCUGACAGACUCGAGUUGAUUGCUUUACUUGGCGAGGGGAAGUUUGGUGAGGUGUGGAAGGCUCGAGCUCUCAAUGUCCUCUCAAGUGGACAGUGGGACUUCGUGGCUGUGAAGAAGUGCAAAGGCAAUGCCACAGAGGCAGUACGACAAGACUUCAAACAUGAAAUUGAACUCAUGAAGUCGUUACCGAAGCAUCCACAUGUUGUGAACUAUCUCAGUUCUUCUACCAAAGCAGGUUCUGAUAUGCUGUUACUGGAGCUUGCUCCACUGGGCAAUCUGCUCAACCUUUUACGCUCAAGACGCCCGAAACCGGGUGCUGGAAGUCUGCCAAGGUCACCAAGUCCAAGUGCCGAGACACAGGAACUGACAUCUGAACAACUAACAAUGUUCGCGCACCAGGUCGCUAGAGGAAUGAAACACCUGCAGUAUAACAGAAUCAUUCACCGUGACCUGGCAGCCAGAAACGUGCUUCUUGGUGAGAAUUUGGUCUGUAAAGUAUCCGACUUUGGCUUGGCCAGACAACUCUCAGACACAAACGAAGAUGCAUACGAAACAAAAUCUGAAGGUCCGCUUCCUAUCCGGUGGAUGGCUCCAGAAUCUCUCAAAGACAGAUUGUUUUCUACCAAGUCUGAUGUGUGGUCCUUUGGCAUCUUACUAUGGGAGAUCGUUACGCUAGGAGCAAGUCCCUACCCGGGGCAGUCUGCCAGGGACGUCAUGAAUUUCGUGACGACAGGAGGAAGGAUGCCCAGGCCAGACCACUGUGCUCCGGAGUUGUUCUCUCUGAUGCCGAAGUGUUGGUGCCAGGAUCCGGAGUCUAGACCGGACUUUGAGGUUCUGAGCAGUGAGCUGGACACCCUGUUGGAGGAGUCUGGCGACUACAUCAAGCUGUCGGACUACCAUAACCUGUAUUUGAUCUUACAGGGACAGUCUGGUAACCUAGAGGAGAAGGUCUGAGAAUCAGCUGAGAACAAUCUGGACGCUACUGUCAGACCUCUGGGGAGGAAUAUCUCGCUCCUGUACAAAUAGCUCCUAACGUCUUCUCGCAAUACAUUAUUCUCAUGUUAUUGUUUUGUUGGAAUAUCUAACACCCGUGAUGUUGUUUGUUUGUUUUAUUCAUGAAAGUAUCACAGCGUGUCAUUUUUAUAAACAGUCUGCAGUC